GAAUUAUAAUUUAUUUGUCUAUAGAUGGUUUAGAAAAGAGGCAUAAAGAAAGAGCUCUAUGGACCCCAUCUCAUUUAGCUUACCUACGAUGAAUCACCCCAGACAGGCAGCAGGAAACACGCGUGGCGAACCUCUAUGGUUUCGGCAGAAGGUGGCCUUUGCCUGGAUUCGAGGGACGGGUACGGUAGCCGGGGAGGCCAUGUGAACAAAGGUCACUUUGCUCCAUCGCCCGCGCUUGUAUGAACGAUGACAUCUGAGCAGACUUCGCAACCGGAGAGUCGCGACUCUGGCGAAGAGCAGGAGGACGACUUUGGCUACAGUCGCUUUCCCGAGCGAACUCUUGGCCAGGGGAAGAAGCCCGCGUUGAAGGGAAAAAUCAUCUCCAGCUUGUUUGGUUCCCAGUAUAGGUGCCAGUCGAUGCUGAAGAUUGCCUUAGACAGUCCACAAGCUAAACUGCUACUUGAAGCUAUGAAGAAUUCUGGCUGUGCUGUUACCAAUAACCGACACAUUUCAUGUGAAAAUUGUGAUAAACAUGUUGGUGGAGGAUUUGAUUCUUCAGUAUCACAGAUUGUACUUUGCCAAAACAACAUACAUAGUCAAUCACAAAUGAACAGAGUGGUUGCUCAUGAACUUAUCCAUGCAUUUGAUCACUGCCGUGCUCAUGUGGAUUGGUUUAACAAUAUAAAGCACUUAGCCUGUUCAGAGAUUCGGGCAUCUAAUCUCAGUGGAGAUUGUUCUCUAAUAAAUGAGAUGAUGAGAUUUAGGUUUGGGCUGAAGCAGCAUCAGCAGACUUGUGUAAAGAUGAAAGCUGUUCGCUCCAUGUUGGCUGUUAGAAAUAUCACUAAAGAGAUGGCAGAGAAAGCAGUAGAUGAAGUCUUUGAAUCCUGCUUCAAUGAUCAUGAGCCAUUUGACAGAGUGCCUCACAGCAAAUUGGAUGCAAAGUAUGCAUACAGAGGUUUUCAAAACCGACACCGUUACUAUCAAAAUUUAUAAAUGAAAACUGUUUGUAUCCAGACUAUCUACCACAUUAGAGGAUAAUUGAAGUCCCUGGAGAGACUAUAUCCAGUUUGUUUAAUUUCCAUUCUGUGUUUCAUUUGCCCAAUUGAUUGAUUACUAUUUUUUUUCAACAAGCAAAAUGGAUGUUUGUGAACAUAGGCAUCAAGGGCUAGGCUCAAGGGAGGACAAAUUAUGAAAGUAGCAUCUCACUGCAAGCUCAGUAACUUUUAUUAUUUGCUUUUGCGUUGGGGGGAACAAAAGGAGAGAAGCUUGCCACAGAACUGAGCUUUGUUCACUUUGGCUUUCAAAUGUCUGUUUGUGUAUAUUACUCUUUUAAUUAGUUUUGCAAUUUUUUUCAUCCUUGUUUGAAUAAAGGUCAUGUUUAAUUGUAUGUACUUUA
Messenger RNA from Pantherophis guttatus, 1396 nucleotides. The record is from RefSeq and is a predicted model, not a curated record. Lineage: Eukaryota; Metazoa; Chordata; Lepidosauria; Squamata; Colubridae.